UUCGUCUGUCAGUUGUGGAAAAGACGUGGAAGGGUCGAGACGUGACAAAGAGUUGACUCUUCUAGUCUUCUAAUAGCCAUUUUUCCUAGCAAGUAUGGGCAGUCUGUCGUUUUCAAACUGACAGAAAUACACUGAAAGAAGGCCAAUUUCUUUCAGUAUUAAAACUCAUCAUUUGCAGCCACAAUCGAGUUUUCACCUUACUGAGGAUGGAUUGGGGUGUUGCAUGGCGUAAGGUGUUUGUGUGAGAUGUGAACUUCCGGUCGAUGUUUGCCAAGCAAAACGAACAAGUGGGACAAGCCACCAAAUAAGAGACGACAACGCCUUGACAUCUGAGUUGUGAUGAAAGGUGUAGAAAAAAUCACCUAUCCAAUCAUUGUCAUCCUGGCAUGGUGCAAAACCUUAAAUCAUGUGGAAGCACAAGGCAAUAAAAGAAUUAGUAUGGCUCCAACCCCUCUCAUUCGUGGUGACCACGAGAGCACCGAAAUGUUCGGACGUUAUAUCGAGCUGUUCUUUGCAUCAGUUCCACGGUCCAAUCUCUCAGAUAUCCGAUUCCAUUGGCAAUAUCCUCCAGUUAGGCUCUAUUCCAUCCCACCUGAGUUUCUGGAUCAACAGUCCCUAAUCAAUCGAGUUGACUUCAACCAACUACAAGGAAUGAUAGCUGAUCCUUUUGAAGCCAUAUUGGAAGGAAUGAGACAUGUCGGGCGCUCUGAUGAUCUUAACGCUCUUCAAGUGAAUGUGGAACGUAUGAAGCUGGAACUCGUUCACAUUUUGUCCCAACCAAGGAGUGUUGAAACCCAUCCCAAGCUUAGGGAACUAAUUGGUGGUUACCUUUACCAGACCAUGGGAACAAUAGGUCUUCUCGUGGGCAUGCAUGACUUCAAACAUGAGCUACCGAUCCGACAAUAUGCCGAACAGUUUGGCGAGACCCUGGAGUCCGUGUUUGAAGAAGGCACCAACGUGAUCGGGAUCUUACCGGGAAAGUUUUUUAACUCGGCAAUGGACAGACCCAUUAUCGUUGGGGCCCAUUGGGAUGUGGUGGCAAAUACCAGUGGUUUUAAUGACAAUGGGUCGGGCUUGACCACUUUAAUGGAGGUGGCUCGUGUUGUGACAAUGGCACAAUGCUUCGAGCAAGACUACUCCGUCAUAUUUGUGGCCUUCGACUCUGAGGAGGUGGGCUCCAUUGGUAGUUUGAAAUUCAUUCAACAAUACGUCAUGCCCAGCAUUGAUCGUGGAGGCGCACAAGUGCAAGCCGUAUUUAUAGUGGAUACAAUUGCCAAUUACGACCCAAACCCCAUGCAGCAGGACAUUGACGAAUCCUGGUGGGAUGUUGCGCCCGACACAGCCCACCGAGUUCAAAAGAAGGGCCUUAAAGGCGAUUUUGUGGCGCUGAUUGGUCGCAAUCUCACAGCUGAUCGAAACGUAAUGGACCUGUAUCUGCGACAUUACAACAACACCCGCUUUCCAGUGGAACCUUUUGAAUUGAGUCAUUUGCCGGCAUCCAAGUUUCCCUCAAAGAAAGAACUCGCUGAUCAUGGCUACUUCUGGCUGAGUGAUAACUCGAGAUUUUGGUUCUACAAAGAAAAUGAUGCUCACACUACGUUUCCAACGGUGUUGCUCACAGAUACAGCAUUUAAAAGAGGAUACAUGCGAGAAUGCUAUCAUGAGCCAUGUGACGACAAAACAAACCCUAACAUCACCAACCAAGGCUUUGACUUCAUGGCCAAUGUAGCCCAGGCCUUGGUUUACGCUAUCGUGGAGAUGAGUAGCCAAUCCAAGUCACAAUGUCAAAUUCCAGAGUUUGAUAUUCCACAUUUUGAAAAACAACCAAAGCAGCAAGUUGAAACCACGGCCGCUAACCCAGAAAUGAGUCAUCUUAGCAAGCCGACUCAAAUACCCGUUGAAGAUAGUUUGGAAUAUUUCGAUGGAGCUGCGAAUCAAAUGGAUCACGAUGUCUCAAACACACUGGAACAUUCGAUGUCUGAAGAUAUGCUCCAAGGUCUAAGUAAGGGUCAAGUUCAGGCCCUAUUUUUGAAGUUUCUCAAGCAUGCCCAGCUUGACGAGGAUUUGAUUCCAUUCAAGAAGAAGCCCUCUCAUUGGUUUUCGGCUGAUAACUCGCCAAACGUUCGGUACAAUAUUGGCACACAAAUCAAUAUCGGCUCUUUGAAUUUGGGUUUCAGCAGUGGUAAAGAACAACAAACAGAUUCACAUUUAUAUCAAGGCAUUGCCGAAAACAAACCAGACAUUAUCUUAGGCUCAAAAGAUGUCAAUUCGAAUGUUCUCUCAAACAUCAUCCAAAGCUACUACAAUGCCCAAGCUUCUGAGCCUGCCACGGAUCGACGAGCCUACCAAGGAAAGUACAAAAAUUCGCCAAUGAUCAUCAAGCUCGUGGAACAAACAUCAAAAUUCACGGAAGAGCUUUAGUAGUUGUCAAACCAUCUUUGAAUACUGAAUUCGAUAGUGCCAUGUUUUGUACGCAAUAAUCGUUCUUUAUGUGAAGUAAAGGAGUGCAAUCAUCCAAUGAUUCGCUAUGCUUUUCUUAUAA
Tigriopus californicus is the source of this 2542-nucleotide messenger RNA. RefSeq lists its product as uncharacterized. The record is from RefSeq and is a predicted model, not a curated record. The coding region runs from base 340 to 2421 and encodes 693 amino acids. Gene Ontology annotation, biological process: proteolysis. The transcript is spliced from 4 exons. Gene Ontology annotation, molecular function: metalloexopeptidase activity. NCBI's taxonomy places the organism in Eukaryota, Metazoa, Arthropoda, Copepoda, Harpacticoida, Harpacticidae.